This is a messenger RNA of Drosophila takahashii, 12553 nucleotides long. The record is from RefSeq and is a predicted model, not a curated record. NCBI's taxonomy places the organism in Eukaryota, Metazoa, Arthropoda, Insecta, Diptera, Drosophilidae.
GUUGUGCUUCGCGACGGUUGGUGAUCUUCAAAGUGCUCCGAACACGAACAGUAGUGCCCGCAGUCUCUCGGUUUUGGUUUUGGUUUUAAUUUUUGGCUCUGCAUCUGUAUCUGUAUCUCGAUCGGCUCCAACCCGCUGCAUCCGCGACUCUCUCCCCACCUUUCGCGUGUGUGUGUGUGCCAGUGUGUGCUUGUGUGUGAGCGAGAGUGCUAAGCUUUUUGCUCACACGUCUAACGGUUGCCAAAGUGUGCGUAUUGGUGCCUUAACUUGAACUAUGGGUCGCAUGUUCGUGUGCGUCUAAUAAAUAUAUUUAAAAAUAAGUAUUUCGACAUUCCGUCGUGGAAAUUAUGUGACACACCAGUCUAGAUCCCAACAACCACGUCCCAUUCAUACGCGACACAUUAUUAAAAAGCCAUCCGAGUGCCAAAAGCAACGAAGCGAGCAAUAAUUGUGAUUAAUAACAACGAAACAAACGAAUACCGACCGCAAAUUAGCCACAUAAGGCCAGUCAAAUAGCAAUAGUCCAGCCAGGUGCAUUAUUCACGGCUCCCAAACGUUGAUUACCUCAUCUGUGCCAGCGCUCCGCCAGCAAAAUGGUAUCAAAAAGCAAUAAAAAGAAACAAGUGUCUCAGCAGCAGCAGCAGGCGUCGACGUCGCCGUCUCAGCAGUCUCAGCCGCCGCCAGCAACAUCGACCACAACAUCAACGUCGUCGGCCGAGGCCACGAAGCUUACCAAAAAACUGGGUCCCGAUGCGUUCGCCACUCUGACCACCAGCAACAGCUCCAGUUCCAUGCAGCACGAAUCGGUGACUUAUGGUGAGCCCGUGGCUAGCACUUCGGCUGCUUCCCUACCGGCGGCAGGAGUCAGGAGCUACAGCAGCAGCAGCAGGAGCCAGAGCAAGAGCAAGGCCUCCCAGUCGCAUUCCUCCUACACAGAGCAAUCUCAGUCGCAGCUGCAGUCGGAACAGUACAGCAGCAAGAUCUCCCGGGAUUAUGCCAAUCAGAAGAUCAUCUCGUCGAUUGAUCUGCUGGAAAGUGAGAAGAAAGAGCCAGUAUUCUCGGUGCCCAUCGAAGUGGUGGAGAUCACAACACCCACGCUAUCCGUCUCCGCCAGCGGGGGCAGUGUCUCGAAAAUGUUCACGUCCUCGUCGAUGUCUUCCAGCCAACAGCAGCAGCAGGCCAGUAGCUCCAGCUCGUACUUCCAAGCCACAACCAGUUCCAGCCGGAGCGCCAACGAAACGCUGAUUGCGAGCGAGAGAGCCGAUACGGCUACCGGUAUGACAUCAUCCGGGCCGAGGAAACAGGUUGGCUUCGAUACAGACACCAAGACAGUGACAAACACCAGCAGCAGUACUAGCAACAUCAGCAGCAGCACAAACACAAACUCAAACAGAAACACAAACAUCAACAUCAGCAGCAGCAAUGUGAGCGAAUCUCAGAGCGUGCCAAAGCUGCCAGCGAACGGGACAGCUGAUGCUCCCACAUCGGUGACGUCGCAAGGCUACCCCGAACCGGUUGCCGCGUCGUCUGGCGCGACCACAACAAAGGCGACGUCAUCGACGCGACGCAACGAUAAACUGGUAGUGGCCAGCGCAGACACAGCUGUUGAUAGAGCUACGUCAUCGUCGUCAGUGGUCGACAAGAGGUCCAGCGAAGAGGUCAGCGAGAGCUCCGUCCUCAAAAGCUCGAGUAGCAGCAAGCAAUCGAAGUCUACGUCCAAGAAAGAGGUGUACGAUGUGAAGACCAAGACCUGGACAGAGUACAGCGAUGGCAGCUCCCAAGGACCUAGCAAGACCCGUCCGACCUUUGAGCGGUAUGUCAGCAAGGACACUGACGGCACGUCCAAAGUAACGUAUAAGAAGAAGAUAUACGACAGACGCAACAAUCGGUGGCGCGUGGUGGACGAACGGACGGUGGACAGUAGCGCCGACACGGGCUAUCCCGAAAUAGUCGAUGAUGUCAUUAACACAACAAGAACCACAUACACCACCAAGGUGUACGACACGAAGCUCGGCAAGUGGACUGUUGUGGACGAGAAGUCGUUCACUGAUACGAAAGCUUUCGUGCCCAAUGACAUUGCUCGUGAAAUCGAGAAAGAUAAUACCGAUGUUGCAAACAUAACGACUACAACGGAGGUAACGAAGAUUUUCGAUGCGAGCAUUAACGACUGGCGCGUUCUGGACGAGAAGGUGCACACAGAUGUAAUUGAGAAGAUAGUAGAGGCUCCCAAAAAGACCAUUUACGUGGACGAGUUUGUGGAGAUUGAGAAGAACACCUCGAUUUCGGAGAACAAUGAGAACAUAACCCUGAACUUAAAAGAGACAUCGAAACACAAAAAUAUUACCGAAAAUAUUUAUGAUGAAAUCGAUUAUGUGCGCACUGAUAAGCAACGCCUAGACGACUCAAGAACCCGAGGAGUUGCCAGAAACAAGUCAUCAACGCAUAGUGAAAGGUGCAUCUGUGAAAUCUGCACAUGCGGGCGUCAUCAUUGCUCAAGCAGUACAACGAAAUCUUCAGAAAAAACCAUUAUUCAAACCGAUGAUAACGUCGACGAAGCAUACACUAGGAUACGUACUAAUACAUGGUCGAAAAAAGAUAAUGAAAACAUUCCCAAGCAACACGAAGACAUUCUAGUGGACUACAUAGUCAUAAAGAAACCAGAAGACAAUUUAAGACCAGAAGGAGAAUUUAUAGUUCCACCGAAAGAGCCAUAUAAACCAGGAGAAAAACGCGAGAAAAUUGUGCACACAGAUAAUCUUCGCUCAGAGGGAGAAAUGACAUUUGUAGAGAAGGAAGAAUAUCAAUAUACUGUCCGCCCUGGAUAUGUGAAGCCUACUGACAACCUUAAGCCGGAAGGCGAAUUUUACAGCCCAGAAAAACCUAAAUACCAACCGGGAGAUAGACCUACUCAGGUUCGACACGAAGACAAUCUUAGGCCAGAAGGCGAGUUUUACACUCCACAGAAACCAGGUUACACCCCAGCCGACCGCCCACAGCAAAAGAAACCAGUGGAUAAUCUUAAGCCGGAGGGAGACUUCACUUCACCAGAAAAACCAGCAUAUAGACCUGCCGAGAAACCUGAAAAAAUAAUACGGAGUGAUAACUUGCGGACUGAGGGCGAAAUGACCUUUGUGGAAAGAGAAGAGUAUCAAUAUGUGACACGACCCGGCCAAGUAAAGCCUACGGAUAACUUAAGACCAGAGGGCGAAUUUUAUAGUCCAGAGAAACAAAAGUAUCGCCCAGGGGAACGUCCAUCACAAGUUCGUCCUGUUGACAAUCUAAAACCAGAAGGAGAAUUCGUAAAGCCCGAGAAACACGUUUUUAAACCUGCUGAUAAAUCUGAAAAAAUUAUUCGAACAGAUAAUCUUCGCACGGAAGGAGAAAUGACCUUUAUAGAAAGGGAAGAAUAUCAGUAUGUUGUGCGUCCUGACCAAGUAAAACCUUCAGACAAUCUAAGACCAGAAGGAGAAUUCUAUACCCCUGAAAAAAUAAAGUUCAAGCCGGGUGAAAGACCUUCUCAGGUAAGGCCGGAGGACAAUCUUAAACCGGAAGGAGAGUUCUAUACACCGGAUAAGCCAGGGUUCAGGCCUGCAGAGAGACCAGUGCAAAAGAAGCCGGAGGACAAUCUGAAGCCAGAGGGAGAAUUCUACAGCCCUGACAAACCGAAAUACAGCCCAGGCGAAAGACCUUCUCAAGUAAGGCCGGAAGACAAUCUUAGACCAGAAGGUGAGUUCUACACACCGGAGAAGCCAGGAUUUAGGCCUGCUGAGAGACCUGUACAAAAGAAGCCAGAAGACAAUCUGAAACCAGAGGGAGAGUUCUACAGCCCUGACAAACCGACGUAUAGGCCAGGCGAAAGACCUUCUCAAGUCAGGCCGGAAGAUAAUCUGAGAACAGAAGGGGAGUUCUACACACCUGAGAAGCCUGGAUUCAGGCCUGCUGAGAGACCAGUACAAAAGAAGCCAGAAGACAAUCUGAAACCCGAAGGAGAUUUCUACAGUCCUGAGAAACCGAAGUACAAGCCAGGUGAAAGACCUUCUCAAGUAAGACCAGAAGACAAUCUCAAACCAGAAGGUGAGUUCUAUACACCUGAAAGGCCUGGAUUCAGGCCUGCUGAGAGACCACUUCAGAAGAAACCACAGGACAACCUUAAACCCGAAGGCGAAUUUGUAAAGCCCGAAAAACAAGUCUACAAACCGGCGGAGAAAACUGAAAGAAUUAUUCGAAAAGAUAAUCUUCGCACGGAAGGCGAAAUGACGUUUGUUGAGAGGGAGGAAUAUCAGUAUGUGGUGCGACCAGACCAAGUAAGGCCAUUCGACAAUCUGAAACCCGAAGGAGAGUUCUACAGCCCUGAGAAACCGAAGUACAAGCCAGGUGAAAGACCUUCUCAAGUAAGGCCAGAAGACAAUCUCAAACCAGAAGGUGAGUUCUACACACCGGAGAAGCCAGGAUUCCGGCCUGCUGAGAGACCAGUACAAAAGAAGCCGGAAGACAAUUUGAAACCCGAAGGAGAUUUCUACAGCCCUGAGAAACCGACGUACAAGCCAGGUGAAAGACCUUCACAAGUAAGGCCAGAAGACAAUCUCAAACCAGAAGGAGAGUUCUAUACUCCGGAGAAGCCAGGAUUCAGGCCUGCUGAGAGACCAGUACAAAAGAAGCCAGAAGACAAUCUGAAACCCGAAGGAGAUUUCUACAGUCCUGAGAAACCGAAGUACAAGCCAGGUGAAAGACCUUCUCAAGUAAGACCAGAAGACAAUCUCAAACCAGAAGGUGAGUUCUAUACACCUGAAAGGCCUGGAUUCAGGCCUGCUGAGAGACCAGUUCAGAAGAAACCACAGGACAACCUUAAACCCGAAGGCGAAUUUGUAAAGCCCGAAAAACAAGUUUACAAACCGGCGGAGAAAACUGAAAGAAUUAUUCGAAAAGAUAAUCUUCGCACGGAAGGCGAAAUGACGUUUGUUGAGAGGGAGGAAUAUCAGUAUGUGGUGCGACCAGACCAAGUAAGGCCAUUCGACAAUCUGAAACCCGAAGGAGAGUUCUACAGCCCUGAGAAACCGAAGUACAAGCCAGGUGAAAGACCUUCUCAAGUAAGGCCGGAAGACAAUCUCAGACCAGAAGGUGAGUUCUAUACUCCGGAGAAGCCAGGAUUUAGGCCUGCUGAGAGACCAGUACAAAAGAAGCCAGAAGACAAUCUGAAACCUGAGGGAGAGUUCUACAGUCCUGAGAAACCGAAAUACAAGCCAGGUGAAAGACCUUCUCAAGUAAGGCCAGAAGACAAUCUCAGACCAGAAGGUGAGUUCUAUACUCCGGAGAAGCCAGGAUUUAGGCCUGCUGAGAGACCAGUACAAAAGAAGCCGGAAGACAAUCUGAAACCUGAGGGAGAAUUCUACAGUCCUGAGAAACCGAAAUACAAGCCAGGUGAAAGACCUUCUCAAGUAAGGCCAGAAGACAAUCUCAAACCAGAAGGAGAGUUCUAUACACCUGAGAAGCCAGGAUUCAGACCAGCUGAGAGACCAGUUCAGAAGAAACCACAGGACAACCUUAUACCCGAGGGAGAGUUCUACAGCCCUGAGAAACCGAAGUACAAGCCAGGUGAAAGACCUUCUCAAGUAAGGCCAGAAGACAAUCUCAAACCAGAAGGCGAGUUCUAUACUCCGGAGAAGCCAGGAUUCAGGCCUGCUGAGAGACCUGUACAAAAGAAGCCGGAAGACAAUCUGAAACCUGAGGGUGAGUUCUACAGUCCUGAGAAACCGAAGUAUAAGCCAGGUGAAAGACCUUCUCAAGUAAGACCAGAAGACAAUCUUAAACCAGAAGGAGAGUUCUAUACACCUGAGAAGCCAGGAUUCAGACCAGCUGAGAGACCAGUUCAGAAGAAACCACAGGACAACCUUAAACCCGAAGGCGAAUUUGUAAAACCCGAGAAACAAGUCUACAAACCUGCCGAGAAAACUGAAAGAGUUAUUCGAAAAGAUAAUCUUCGCACGGAAGGCGAAAUGACGUUUGUUGAGAGGGAGGAAUAUCAGUAUGUGGUACGACCAGACCAAGUAAGGCCAUCCGAUAAUCUGAAACCCGAAGGAGAGUUCUACAGCCCUGAGAAACCGAAGUACAAGCCAGGUGAAAGACCUUCUCAAGUAAGGCCAGAAGACAAUCUCAAACCAGAAGGCGAGUUCUAUACUCCGGAGAAGGCAGGAUUCAGGCCUGCUGAGAGACCUGUACAAAAGAAGCCGGAAGACAAUCUGAAACCUGAGGGUGAGUUCUACAGUCCUGAGAAACCGAAGUAUAAGCCAGGUGAAAGACCUUCACAAGUAAGGCCAGAAGACAAUCUCAAACAAGAAGGUGAGUUCUAUACUCCGGAGAAGCCAGGAUUCAGGCCUGCUGAGAGACCAGUACAGAAGAAGCCCGAAGACAAUUUGAAACCCGAAGGAGAUUUCUACAGCCCUGAGAAACCGAAGUACAAGCCAGGUGAAAGACCUUCUCAAGUAAGGCCAGAAGACAAUCUCAAACCAGAAGGUGAGUUCUAUACUCCGGAGAAGCCAGGAUUUAGGCCUGCUGAGAGACCAAUACAAAAGAAGCCGGAAGACAAUCUGAAACCUGAGGGAGAGUUCUACAGUCCUGAGAAACCGAAAUACAAGCCAGGUGAAAGACCUUCUCAAGUAAGACCAGAAGACAAUCUUAAACCAGAAGGAGAGUUCUAUACACCUGAGAAGCCAGGAUUCAGACCAGCUGAGAGACCAGUUCAGAAGAAACCACAGGACAACCUUAAACCCGAAGGCGAAUUUGUAAAACCCGAGAAACAAGUCUACAAACCUGCCGAGAAAACUGAAAGAGUUAUUCGAAAAGAUAAUCUUCGCACGGAAGGCGAAAUGACGUUUGUUGAGAGGGAGGAAUAUCAGUAUGUGGUACGUCCAGACCAAGUAAGGCCAUCCGACAAUCUGAAACCCGAAGGAGAGUUCUACAGCCCUGAGAAACCGAAGUACAAGCCAGGUGAAAGACCUUCUCAAGUAAGACCAGAAGACAAUCUCAAACCAGAAGGCGAGUUCUAUACUCCGGAGAAGCCAGGAUUCAGGCCUGCUGAGAGACCUGUACAAAAGAAGCCGGAAGACAAUCUGAAACCUGAGGGUGAGUUCUACAGUCCUGAGAAACCGAAGUAUAAGCCAGGUGAAAGACCUUCUCAAGUAAGACCAGAAGACAAUCUUAAACCAGAAGGAGAGUUCUAUACACCUGAGAAGCCAGGAUUCAGACCAGCUGAGAGACCAGUUCAGAAGAAACCACAGGACAACCUUAAACCCGAAGGCGAAUUUGUAAAACCCGAGAAACAAGUCUACAAACCUGCCGAGAAAACUGAAAGAGUUAUUCGAAAAGAUAAUCUUCGCACGGAAGGCGAAAUGACGUUUGUUGAGAGGGAGGAAUAUCAGUAUGUGGUACGACCAGACCAAGUAAGGCCAUCCGACAAUCUGAAACCAGAGGGAGAGUUCUACAGCCCUGAGAAACCGAAGUACAAGCCAGGUGAAAGACCUUCACAAGUAAGGCCAGAAGACAAUCUCAAACCAGAAGGUGAGUUCUAUACACCUGAGAAGCCAGGAUUCAGACCAGCUGAGAGACCAGUUCAGAAGAAACCACAGGACAACCUUAGACCCGAGGGCGAAUUUGUAAAGCCCGAGAAACAAGUCUAUAAGCCGGCGGAGAAAACUGAAAGAAUUAUUCAAAAGGAUAAUCUUCGCUCUGAAGGCGAAAUGACGUUUGUUGAGAGGGAGGAAUAUCAGUAUGUGGUGCGACCAGACCAAGUAAGGCCAUCCGACAAUCUGAAACCAGAGGGAGAGUUCUACAGCCCUGAGAAACCGAAGUAUAGGCCUGGUGAAAGACCUUCUCAAGUCAGGCCAGAAGACAAUCUCAAACCAGAAGGCAAGUUCUAUACUCCAGAGAAGCCAGGAUUCAGGCCUGCUGAGAGACCAGUACAGAAGAAGCCAGAAGACAAUCUGAAAUCCGAAGGAGAGUUCUACAGCCCUGAGAAACCGAAGUACAAGCCAGGUGAAAGACCUUCUCAAGUAAAGCCAGAAGACAAUCUCAAACCAGAAGGUGAGUUCUAUACUCCGGAGAAGCCAGGAUUUAGGCCUGCUGAGAGACCAGUACAAAAGAAGCCGGAAGACAAUCUGAAACCUGAGGGAGAGUUCUACAGUCCUGAGAAACCGAAAUACAAGCCAGGUGAAAGACCUUCUCAAGUAAGACCAGAAGACAAUCUCAAGCCAGAAGGUGAGUUCUAUACUCCGGAGAAGCCAGGAUUCAGGCCUGCUGAGAGACCAGUACAGAAGAAGCCCGAAGACAAUUUGAAACCCGAAGGAGAUUUCUACAGCCCUGAGAAACCGAAGUACAAGCCAGGUGAAAGACCUUCUCAAGUAAGACCAGAAGACAAUCUCAAACCAGAAGGAGAGUUCUAUACACCUGAAAAGCCAGGAUUCAGACCAGCUGAGAGACCAGUUCAGAAGAAACCACAGGACAACCUUAAACCGGAAGGAGAAUUUGUAAAGCCCGAGAAACAAGUCUAUAAGCCGGCGGAGAAAACUGAAAGAAUUAUUCAAAAGGAUAAUCUUCGCUCUGAAGGCGAAAUGACGUUUGUUGAGAGGGAGGAAUAUCAGUAUGUGGUGCGACCAGACCAAGUAAGGCCAUCCGACAAUCUGAAACCAGAGGGAGAGUUCUACAGCCCUGAGAAACCGAAGUUCAAGCCAGGCGAAAGACCUUCUCAAGUUAGGCCAGAAGACAAUCUCAAACCAGAAGGUGAGUUCUACACCCCGGAGAAGCCAGGAUUCAGGCCUGCUGAGAGACCAGUUCAGAAGAAACCACAGGACAACCUUAAACCGGAAGGAGAAUUUGUAAAGCCCGAGAAACAAGUCUAUAAACCGGCGGAGAAAACUGAAAGAAUUAUUCAAAAGGAUAAUCUUCGCUCUGAAGGCGAAAUGACGUUUGUUGAAAGGGAGGAAUAUCAGUAUGUGGUGCGACCAGACCAAGUAAGGCCAUCCGACAAUCUGAAACCUGAGGGAGAGUUCUACAGCCCUGAGAAACCGAAGUUCAAACCAGGUGAAAGACCUUCUCAAGUUAGGCCAGAAGACAAUCUCAAACCAGAAGGUGAGUUCUACACCCCGGAGAAGCCAGGAUUCCGGCCUGCUGAGAGACCAGUUCAGAAGAAACCACAGGACAACCUUAAACCGGAAGGAGAAUUUGUAAAGCCCGAGAAACAAGUCUAUAAACCGGCGGAGAAAACUGAAAGAAUUAUUCAAAAGGAUAAUCUUCGCUCUGAAGGCGAAAUGACGUUUGUUGAAAGGGAGGAAUAUCAGUAUGUGGUGCGACCAGACCAAGUAAGGCCAUCCGACAAUCUGAAACCUGAGGGAGAGUUCUACAGCCCUGACAAACCGAAGUACAAGCCAGGUGAAAGACCUUCUCAAGUAAAGCCAGAAGACAAUCUCAAACCAGAAGGUGAGUUCUAUACUCCGGAGAAGCCAGGAUUCAGGCCUGCUGAGAGACCAGUGCAGAAGAAGCCAGAAGACAAUCUGAAACCCGAAGGAGAGUUCUACAGCCCUGAGAAACCGAAGUACAAGCCAGGUGAAAGACCUUCUCAAGUUAGGCCAGAAGACAAUCUCAAACCAGAAGGUGAGUUCUACACCCCGGAGAAGCCUGGAUUCAGGCCUGCUGAGAGACCAGUACAAAAGAAGCCAGAGGACAAUUUGAAGCCUGAAGGAGACUUUUACAGUCCAGAAAAACAACCGUAUAGGCCCGGGGAACGUCCAUCCCAAGUACGACCUGAUGAUAAUUUGAGACCAGAAGGAAAUUUCUAUGCUCCCGAAAAGCCAGGAUAUAAACCAGGAGAACGACCAAUAGCGAAAAAGCCCGUUGAUAAUCUAAAGCCCGAAGGAGAUUUUUUCUACAGUCCCGAAAAAUCAAAGUAUCAACCAGCUGAGCGCGUUACCGUUGUAAGGCACAAGGAUAACUUAAAAGUUGAAGGAGAGUUUUAUGUCCAGGAAAAAGAAGACUUUAAGCCUGUCGAAAGGCCUAAACAGAAGAAGCCGCAUGACAAUUUAAAACCAGAGGGCGAGAUGGUUAUUCCAGAAAAGGUUCAAUACAAGCCUGCCGACAGGGUGACAAGAGUUAUUCAUAAGGACAACCUACGCAGUGAGGGAGAAAUGACAUUUACUGAAAAAUCAGAGUACCAGCAUGUUGUAAGGCCCACUCCAGUAAAACCAGAAGAUAACUUGAAAACCACUGGUAAGCUUUACGUACCUGAAAAGCCAACUAUUAAAAAUGGUGAACGCCCCGAGCCGGUUCGACCUAAAGACAAUCUGAAACCUGAAGGCGUUAUGUACACACCCAACAAACCGAAAUAUGAGCCUGCCUCCCGCCCAGAACAGAAGAAAUAUGCAGAUAACUUGAAACCAGAGGGAAAAAUGCACAUCCCAGAGAAAGAAGGAUUCCGUCCGGCAGAUAGGGUAAAGACAGUUAUUAGAAAAGACAAUUUAAAAACCGAGGGAGAAAUGACAUUCACCCAGAAGGAGGAAUACCAUCAUGUAAGACGGCCAGAACAAGUAAAGCCUAGCGAUAACCUUAAAGUCGAAGGGGAAUUCUAUACACCCAAUAAGACUGCCUUUAGGCCCGCUGAACGACCCAUUCAAAAGAAACCUCAGGACAACCUUAAACCAGAAGGAGAAUUCUAUAAGAGGACCGACCGAAGCGAGACCGAUAGCACGACAGUUACAGAAACAAUAAAAAGGGAAACGCCGAAACGUCCCGUUGAUAAUUUGAAGCUAGAAGGCUCUAUGACAGUAACCAGAAGGGAUGAUUAUAAAAAUACAUCCAACAAAACCGUUGAUAAAACGCAACGAACUCAAAAAAUCAACCACAACAGUUCAUCUAUUACAUUGGGAACUGAUACUACAAUCCGCAAAACAACAAACCAGAUGAACUACGUAUCCGGAAAGGACGCGGUUAAACAAGUCGAUUCCAACAGUCAAAACCCAGUUGACGGUCUUAUCGUUGUAUCCACAACGAAGGUAACUACUGUAAUAGGCGGGCGUCACAAGAAAGAGCCAGAAACCGAGUAUGUCAAGAGGCCGGCAAAGAUUAACGUUAUAGAAAAUGUUGCAAAGAAUACAACAACGACAAAUAUCGAAAAUACUCAAAACAUUCACAAAGAAACCAUGUCAAUGCAAAGAAAUCAUAACUUAGUUCAAAAUUCUGCAUUGACUUCUGAAAGUAUCGCUACUGAAUCGAAUCGUAGACAAUUAACCGAUAAUGUCACUGGCGACACAAGCUCACGAACUGUGUCCGGUGGAACAGUCUCGAAUACUGUGACUGGCGAUUCUUCAUCGAAUCGUGUGGUUUCUGGUAGAAAUGUUACCACUAACGUGACUGAGGAUUCGACUUCUCGAGUAGUGACAGGAAGAAACGUCUCCAGCAACAUAAUUGGUGAAUCAACAACCCGUACUGUUUCCGGAAGAUCUGUCACCAAUAACAUUAUUGGUGAUACCACAAGUCGAGUACUGUCUGGUAGCUCAGUGGGUCACAACAUCAGCGACGACACGACAUCGAGAGUGGUAUCAGGAGGUAGAAGUUCCACUAAUAACGUUGUAAUAGGAAACACAUCCUCGCAUAUGACCACUUCGAAGCACUUCCAUCAUCGAAAGAGUGAGUUCUCAUCAGAAGCCGAUGUUUCGAAUACGGUCUUCCAUCGCAAGAACCUAACCAGUGAUUCGAAUGCGGCCAAUGGUAGCCUGACUUCCAACGGAAAGAUGCAGCGAAAGAGCAUACUAAACCUGCACGAGCAGCCCUCCAGCACUACCACCCAUGGCGGAGAGCGUCAAAGUUACAGCAGCAUUCAUCGCCAGAACCGAGAGUCUGAUGCGAAUACUACCUUUACGAGUGAGCGUCGAACCUGCAAUGUGCACAAGGAGAACAGGGAGCACAACGUGAAGAAUUCAUCCUCCAUGUCUCGUAUAAUUUCUGGUGGUGCCACGGGAACUGAACUGAACAGAUCGAAUGUCGAACGGUCAACGGUGACACGCACCCAAGUUUCGGGGGGUGGCAUCGAUUUUCCAUCUCAAUCUCACUCACACUCCGCAAGCCAUGCGACCCGUCAUCGAGGAAGUCAGCAUGUGUCCAGCUUGGGCGGUGGCAUCGAUUUCCCCUCCUACAGCGCCCAUGCUCACGGACACACCGAGCGUUUGGUUACCCGCCGUGGAAAUCAGUCCUCAAUUAGUCUGGGCAACGACAAGUUUACCGGCUCCAGUUUGUACAAGAGCGAAUACAUUACUGCCCCAAAAACGACGUGUGCUGUGCAUAAGAUUAAACAAGGUGCAUUCCAACAUACAAGGAGUACUCAAGACCACAAGUUCUUCAAGACCUCGAACUAACAGAGCCACCCUACGAGUAUAUACAUAUCUUUUGCCUUACUAAUAAACAUGUCCCAUAUUAAUAAUAAUCUAAGCUUCCAUGACAAUAUAUGUUUUAUACAAUAUACAAACCGAUCCGAAAAUGAAGAUUAACAAUAAAGAUAAUUUUUUGAAACGAA